Eremothecium gossypii ATCC 10895 is the source of this 2013-nucleotide messenger RNA. Its product is annotated as proline--tRNA ligase. Lineage: Eukaryota; Fungi; Ascomycota; Saccharomycetes; Saccharomycetales; Saccharomycetaceae. Gene Ontology annotation, biological process: prolyl-tRNA aminoacylation. The transcript has a single exon. Gene Ontology annotation, cellular component: aminoacyl-tRNA synthetase multienzyme complex; cytoplasm. Gene Ontology annotation, molecular function: aminoacyl-tRNA deacylase activity; proline-tRNA ligase activity; ATP binding. The record is from RefSeq and is marked provisional. The coding region runs from base 1 to 2013 and encodes 670 amino acids.
AUGCCUCUUAAUGAACAGUUUGCCUUGUUGGCCCUCGAUGCAGAGUGUGCCGCCCCAGUGAAGCAGCUGGUGUUCAAGCCGAAGGUAGCAAAAUCGGCGAUCGCCGUGCCAGUAGUGGUUGUGGCGCUACAGAGCACGACGACCCCAGUUGGUGUCGUAGCGCACGCCAGCGGUAGCAAGGACCCGCGCCUGGCGCGGGACGAGCUGUUCCAGAGUCAUUUUGGUGUGGAGACAGCGAAGGCAUUUGAUUUGUCGCACCUGGAGCAGGCGCAGCACGGGUUCCAGUUGUUGGUGGACCGGGAGCUGGCAGCGCUCGCGGACGAGGCCGCGGUGGGCCUGAGCGGGGUGGCGGUGGAGAAGGGCGCGUUGAUGGCGUACUUGCAAAAGCACGGCGCGGUGGAGGUGGACUUUGCGCAGGAGGUGCAGGCGGCGGCGCCCAAGGCGAAGAAGGGCGCGGCGGUUGUGAAGGAGUCGGCUGCGCUGGCGGACGCGAAGCUGAUCGGGAUCACCGUGGACAAGGCGCUGGACUUCCCGGGCUGGUACCAGCAGGUGCUGGUCAAGGGCGACCUGCUGGACUACUACGACAUCUCCGGGUGCUACAUUCUGAAGCCGGCGUCGUACUGCAUCUGGGAGCGCAUCCAGGAGUGGUUCAACGGCAAGAUCCGGAGCAUGGGCGUGCAGAACGUGUGCUUCCCGAUGUUUAUCUCGUCCCGGGCGCUGGAGAAGGAGAAGGACCACAUCGAGGGCUUUGCGCCGGAGGUUGCGUGGGUGACGAAGGCGGGCUCUUCCGACUUGGAGGAGCCCAUUGCGAUCCGGCCGACCUCCGAGACCGCGAUGUACCCGUUCUUCGCGAAGUGGGUGCAGUCGUACAGAGACCUGCCGCUCAAGUACAACCAGUGGACCUCUGUAGUGAGAUGGGAGUUCAAGCAUCCGCAGCCGUUCUUGCGGACGCGGGAGUUCCUGUGGCAAGAGGGCCACACCGCGCAUUUGACGAAGGAGGAGGCCACCGACGAGGUGAUGCAGAUCCUGGACCACUAUGAGCAGGUGUAUGUUGAGUUGCUGGCUGUUCCAGUUGUGAAGGGUACCAAGACGGAAAACGAGAAGUUUGCCGGUGCGGACUUCACGACGUCGGUUGAGGGUUACAUUCCGCAGACCGGCCGUGGUAUCCAGGGCGCUACCUCGCACCACCUGGGCCAGAACUUCUCCAAGAUGUUUAACAUUUGUGUCGAGAACCCUCUUGGCCCCCAGCAUCCAAAGGUGCAUGCCUACCAGAACUCCUGGGGGCUGUCCACGAGGUCUAUUGGUGUGAUGGUGAUGACCCACUCUGACAACAAGGGUCUGGUUAUCCCUCCUAGAGUUGCACAGCACCAGGUAGUGAUUUUGCCAGUUGGAAUUACCGCGAAGACGAAGGAGGAUGUUAGAUCCAAGAUCCACGACUCCGCCAGGGCCAUUGAAAACAGAUUGCAUAAGGCCGGUAUCAGAGUCCUCGGGGAUUAUGCUGACAACUACACCCCGGGCUGGAAGUUUGCCCAGUACGAACUGAAGGGUGUUCCUUUGAGACUGGAAUUUGGUCCUAAGGACAUGGAGAAGGCGCAGGUCACGGCCGUGCGGAGAAACGACGGCGCGAAGAUCAGCGUUCCGCUAGCCGACCUGGAGGAGAGAAUACCGCAAAUCCUAGACGAAAUGCACCAGUUGCUAUACCAAAAGGCUAAAAAAUCGUUCGACGACCACUUGAUCACUGUCACGGAAUGGAAGGAUUUUGUUCCAACGUUGAACAAGAAGAACAUUAUUCUAUCGCCAUGGUGCGGCGUCCCCGAGUGUGAAACCGACAUCAAGGCAUCUUCCGCGAAGAAGGACGAUGGUGACGAAUAUGAAGUAGACGAAAAAGCCCCAAGUAUGGGCGCCAAGUCUCUGUGUGUUCCUUUCGAACAGCCCGUUCUAGCACCGGGCCAGAAGUGUAUCAAAUGUGAUAAACCUGCCGUAAACUACUGUAUGUUUGGCCGCUCGUACUAA